AUGGGAAAUUUUCGUUGGAAUUAUGUAGCACUCAUCUUUCUUGUGCUGCCUUGUUUCUUUGCAUUGGAGACGACAACAUCAACAAGAACAGAAGUUGAAGCUCUUCUGAAAUGGAAGAGCAGCUUGUUGAUGUUGUCUUCUUCUUCUUCUUCACUCAAAUCAUGGUCACUAUCCAACCUAAGAAACCUUUGUAAUUGGAGGGGCAUUGUCUGCUGCAAUGGUGGUGGAUCUUCUGCUGUUUCCGAGAUCAAUCUUCCUAAUGCUGACCUCUCUGUUGCUCUUGAUCAGCUCAAUUUUACUUCUUUUCCAAAUCUCACACGUUUCAACAUCGGUGGAAACAACUUCAGGGGAUCAAUCCCUGCUGCCAUUGCUCAUCUGUCCAACCUGCUCUUCUUGGACUUGAGCAGCAAUACGUUUGAUGGAAGCAUACCGCCACAGAUUGGGAAGUUGAGGAAGCUUCAGUACCUCAACCUUUACAGCAAUUCGUUUAGUGGAGUUGUUCCUCAUCAGAUUGGAAAUCUUCAGAAGGUAUGGUUCCUCGACCUUGGAUCAAAUUUAUUAUUGGAUGCUCCUGAUCGGUCUAAAGUUAAGAGUCUUCCUGUGCUGAGACAUCUCAGUUUAUCUAGGAAUGAAUUUGGGUCAAGGUUCCCUGAUUUCAUACUAGGUUGUCGGAACCUAACUUAUCUUGAUUUGUCUGGAUGCAAUUUGAAUGGAUCAAUCCCUGAGUCAUUGUUCACUAGUUUGGAAAAUCUUGAGCAACUUGAUCUUUCAGACAAUAAAUUUUCAGGGCCUUUAUCACCUAGCAUUGGCAACUUGUCCAGCCUCAAACAUCUUAACUUAUUCACCAAUUCUUUUCAAGGGGAAAUCCCAUUCUCUAUAGGCCAACUCAAAGAUCUUGAAGUCUUGGAUAGUAGCUAUAAUUCUUUUCAAGGGAAAAUCCCACCUUCUAUAGGCCAACUCAAAAAUCUUCAAGUCUUGGAUAUUAGCUACAAUCACCUAAAUUCAACCAUUCCUUAUGAGUUAGGUCGUUGCACUAACCUCACACACUUGACUUUAACUAAUAAUUCACUCUUCGGGGUAUUACCUUCAUCAAUGUCCUCUUUGACCAAGUUGCUUAAAUUGGACUUAUCACGUAAUUUUCUUUCUGGCAAUAUUUCACCUUAUUUUGUCUCCAAUUGCACCAAGCUAAUGUCUUUGGAUCUUUCGAGCAAUUCCUUCAUUGGGAGUAUUCCAUCUGAAUUUGGUUUGCUCACAAAUCUUGAACACCUUUCCUUGGGUGCUAAUAAGAUUUCAGGCACUAUUCCACCUCAUAUAGGAAACUUAUAA
Molecule: messenger RNA, 1326 nt
Organism: Ipomoea nil (Japanese morning glory)
Lineage: Eukaryota; Viridiplantae; Streptophyta; Magnoliopsida; Solanales; Convolvulaceae
Product: probable LRR receptor-like serine/threonine-protein kinase At4g26540
Exons: 1
Coding region: 1-1326 (441 amino acids)
Molecular function (GO): protein binding
Source: RefSeq, a predicted model, not a curated record